Molecule: messenger RNA, 1939 nt
Organism: Ananas comosus (pineapple)
Lineage: Eukaryota; Viridiplantae; Streptophyta; Magnoliopsida; Poales; Bromeliaceae
Exons: 7
Coding region: 704-1852 (382 amino acids)
Source: RefSeq, a predicted model, not a curated record
AUAUAAUAGUUUAUUAAAUAAUUUUUUCUUUUCUUAUAAUAGGUACUUGCGUAAAUUGAAGUCAUAUGUACGUAAUAAAGCGCGUCCAGAAGGGUCAAUAGCUUUAGCCUAUCUUGCAGAUGAGUGCUUAACAUUUUGUUCUAGAUAUUUAGGUAGAACAGAAACAAAAUUCAAUAGAAAAGAAAGAAAUUAUGAGGGUCCUAAAGUACAAACAUCAAAGUUGUCUAUUUUUCAAAAAAAUGGAUGGCCACUAAACAGAGGGAAAGGAACCUUUAAAAAGCUUUCUUAUGAAGAUUGGAACCGCGCUCAAUUGUAUGUUCUAAGAAAUUGUGGUGAAGCUCAACAAUUCCUUAUGUGAGACUUUUUUUUCUUUUUAUUUAAUAGUUUCUCUUUUUUCCUUUUUUGUAAUCAUUGAUUACUCCGGUCUUAAUAAUGAUAUUAUCUUAUGUCAUCGAUUAAGAGAACAUCAAACGGAACUUGAGAGAGAGGACUUAAGGAAUUUGGCAAGUAGGCAAGAUGCAACAUUUGUUAGAUGGUUUGAAUCACGAGUGUCAUGGCCGGCAAGUAUAAAGAAGGGAGUAAUCGGACUAGACUUGGCAGCACAAUGAUGCGUAGGGUGCAAGAGGCUUGACCUGAAAUUCCAUCAACCGAGGAGAUAGGGGAGCAUCGACCCCGAAUAGAGAUAAACAGAUCAAAUCACCAGAUGGAGCAAACUAAUGGACUUGAUGUACCAAAUAGCAGUAGUGCAGCUUCAUGUUUUGAAAGAAAGCGGACACGAGGAAAAACUAUAGGUUUGAAGUGGGUGAAAAAAAGGAAAGAAGAAAAGACCAAACCUGGAGUUGAGAUGCCUAAAGAUUUACAACGUGCAGUGGGUACAAAUGCACAACAGUUUAUUACCGAAACAGCUCAAAUUGUUAGACAGCAUGCUCCUUUAAAUGUAGAGAAGUGGAGUAAAAUACCCUUACAUUCCAUCGAUAGGAUGGUGAAAACUGUUCAUGAGAAAUUCACUCUUCCAAAUCAAACUUAUGUCCUUGGAGUCAUUAUACACCAACUCCGAAGUCAUUUCAAUAGUUGGCGUUAUGACUUGCACCGAUUUCAUUACAAAAAAUACAAAACAGAUGAACAAAGGCGUGCUCACUGCCCUAGUGACAUCGAUCCAGAUCAGUGGAAUUGGCUCAUAAACUAUUGGAGCGAUCCGAAAUUUAAGAAAAUGAGUGAGGUAAAUAAAGAAAAUAGGUCGAAGCAAACGAUGCUCGCUCGUGUUGGUACAAAAUCGAUUGCAAGAAAUCUAACUGAAAUGAGAAAGGACUUAGAAGAAAAUGAACAAGAAAACAAUGAAAUAUCGGAACAACCUGAAUAUAUGAGGUUAUGGGAGAAAGUUAGAAAGAAAAAGGACGGAACAUGGGUUGAUACAAAUGCUAAGGAGAAAUAUAAGGAAAUGGAAAAUCUUCAUACAACUCAAAUGCAAGAGAAAGGCGAGGAUAUUCUGACAACUCGUGAAGCCUACACAAUUGUACUUGGACACAGAUCUAGAUAUGUUCGGGGUAUGGGUCCAGGCCCUGAGCCUUUAGAGAAUGGCGGUCUGAGGGGACAACGGCUUCGUGCACAAAUACAAGCAGAGAUCGAGGUUGAGAUGACAGCUCGAAUUCAAGAGGAGGUAGAGGCACGCAUGGCACAAAAAGAGAGUGAGGUACAAGCUCGAAUAGAGCAACGAGAGGCUGAAGCAGAGGCACGUUUAGCUCAAAAGGAGGCACGAUUGGAGCAAAUGGAAGCCCAGAUGCGUGCUGUUAUGCAGCAUUUAUCGAAAAUUGGGAUGCCUUUAUCUUCGCAGCCAACAUCCGCUAGUCGUUGAUUAAACAAGGCAUAUGAGCUUCAUGGAUUUCAUUUCCAUUUGUCUAGUGGUUUUGAAAGGGGAACAACUGAAGACUUGCAUAUUUUG